Molecule: messenger RNA, 1452 nt
Organism: Telopea speciosissima
Lineage: Eukaryota; Viridiplantae; Streptophyta; Magnoliopsida; Proteales; Proteaceae
Product: type IV inositol polyphosphate 5-phosphatase 9-like
Exons: 8
Coding region: 104-1417 (437 amino acids)
Biological process (GO): phosphatidylinositol dephosphorylation
Molecular function (GO): phosphatidylinositol-3,4,5-trisphosphate 5-phosphatase activity; phosphatidylinositol-4,5-bisphosphate 5-phosphatase activity; inositol-polyphosphate 5-phosphatase activity
Source: RefSeq, a predicted model, not a curated record
CUAGGCCACAUUCCUUCCUUCAACAUGAUCUUUCCCUGCUCUUUUUAUCUUUUCUCCUCCUGUAUCACAUCUUCUUUCCUCUUAAACUCCAUUCCAGUAUACAAUGAUCAUGCAAGGAACGCAAGGAGAAGUCAUCUGGCCUAGACUGGUUGUUAAUAAGAUCCUGCGGAAGAGAUUGGGUAGCAACAAUUUUGUUCGAGACUUUUCAAACAAUACUGAAAGUUUACUAGAAGUUCCAAGUUCAGAUCAAGAACUUCCCAACCACAAAACAGUUUUCAGUGAUGAUCCCAAAUAUAUACCUAAUUACAAAUUGUUUGUUAGUACCUGGAAUGUUGGAGGAGUUGAACCACCAGAGAAUUUGAACUUGGAGGAUCUGCUGGACACAAACAAUAAUCCUUGUGACAUAUAUGUUCUUGGGUUCCAAGAAAUUGUAACUCUCACUGCUGGGAACAUUCUAGGCUCUGAAAACACUAAGAUUUGUAUGAAAUGGAUUUCUUUGAUAAGAGAAGCUCUAAACAAGAGAAUAAUUACCACAUCAGAUAAAAAAGGUUACCCAGUCAAUAAGGGAGACAAUUCGAAGAAGAGCUUCCAAUGCAUCAUAAGUAAACAAAUGGUUGGAAUAUUUAUAUCAGUUUGGAUUCGAAGUGAUCUUCGUCGCUACAUAAGGAAUGAGAGUGUGUCAUGUGUGGGCUGUGGUAUCAUUGGUUGCCUAGGAAAUAAGGGGUCAGUGUCCGUUCGAUUUUGUUUGGAAGAAACAAGUUUUUGCUUUGUGUGUACACAUCUAGCUUCUGGAGGGAAAGAAGGAGAUGAGAGACAUAGAAACACAAAUGCAGAAGAAAUUUUGUCUCGGACAAGCUUUCCUCAUGGUCCCUCACUUAAUUUGCCGCGGACAAUUCUAGAUCAUGAUCGCAUAAUAUUGCUUGGUGACUUGAAUUAUAGAAUAUCCUUACCAGAGCCAAUAACACGAUCUUUUGUAGAGAAAAAAGAAUGGAAUGUAUUAUUACAAAGAGAUCAGCUAAUGGUGGAACUCAUGGAGGGACGAGUAUUUGAAGGUUGGAGUGAAGGGGUGAUCGAAUUUGCUCCCACAUAUAAGUACUAUCCCAAUUCUGAUGUAUAUUAUGGAUGUGAUGAAGCUAAAAAGGGUGAAAAAAGGAGAGCUCCUGCAUGGUGCGAUCGGAUUCUUUGGUUCGGGAAGGGAUUGAAGCAGAACCAGUACAAUAGAGGUGAAUCAAUGUUGUCUGAUCACAGACCCGUCCGAGCAAUUUUUACAGCUGAGGUUGAGGUCUUAGGAACUUUAAAAGGAUCAAUUGAAAGGGUCUUCUUAUCAGACAGACAUGUAGAAGGUCUACCGGACCAUUUUGAUGUGUGUCCAACAGAUAAAUUUCAAUUUAGUAGAAGAUCAAGCUUCAAAAUUUGAGGACAAAAUAUAAAUUAUAUAGUGUUGCAUUAACU